AAUAUGGACCUGCAAUUUCAUUUCUUCUCCUCAACAACAAACACUUAAAAAUUACUACUCUCUAAAUUACUUUCUCUCUGUGGAUUCUUUUGCACACAAAAAGAACACCAAGUGACAUAAACUACUCAUCAUCAUCAUCACCAAUAUGGGCAGAGCUCCUUGUUGUGACAAAAAUGGACUUAAAAAAGGUCCAUGGACCCCAGAAGAAGAUCAAAAUCUCAUUGAUUACAUUCAAAAACAUGGAUAUGGUAAUUGGAGGACUCUUCCAAAGAAUGCUGGGCUUCAAAGAUGUGGAAAGAGUUGCAGGCUUCGUUGGACUAACUAUCUAAGGCCAGAUAUUAAAAGGGGAAGGUUCUCUUUUGAAGAAGAAGAGACAAUCAUUCAACUCCACGGUAUUUUAGGGAACAAGUGGUCUGCUAUUGCAGCACGAUUGUCGGGAAGAACUGACAACGAAAUUAAGAACUAUUGGAAUACACAUAUCAGAAAAAGGCUUUUGAGAAUGGGAAUUGACCCAGUGACACACAGUCCACGCCUUGAUCUUCUUGAUCUUUCGUCCAUUUUAAACCAGUCAUUUUACAAUAAUCCAUCUCAUAAUCAAAUGAAUCUUUCAAGAUUAUUAGGCCAUGUGCAACCUUUGGUAAAUCCUGAAGUCUUGAGAUUAGCUAAUUCUCUUUUAUCAUCACAACGCCAAAACUCAAAUAACUUCUUGAUCCCAAAUAACCUUCAAGAAAAUCAAAUUUGCCAAAACCAAUUGCAACAAAUGGUCCAAGAUAACCAAAUUCAAGCCCCUAUUCAAGAUUUUCCAACUUGUACAACUUUAAGUACAACCCCGUGUGUUCCAUUUUCUAGUCAUGAAGCUCAACUCAUGCAACCACCACCAACAAAUAUGGAUGACUUCUCAUCAAAUCUUGAAAACUUUAGUAACUCACAAAAUAAUUGCCAAGUUAAGGAUGAGUGGCAAUUAAGCAGUGGGGUGACUUUAACGGAUGAUUAUUUUCCUUUACAAAAUUAUGGGUACUAUGAUCCUCUACCAUCCGAUGGUUCAACAUUUCAAUCCAACGACGACAACAACAACUUCAGCUUCCAAUCAGCUGUUUUUUCGAAUUUAUCGACAACUUCAUCAAGUCCUACACCAUUGAAUUCAAAUUCAACUUACUUCAACAAUAGCAGCAGCACGACUACUGAAGAUGAAAGAGAUAGCUACUGCAGUAACAUGUUGAACUUUGAUAAUAUUCCAAAUAUUUGGGAUUCUACUAAUGAAUUUAUGUAAUUUUUACUUUUUUUAAUGGAACAGACAAACGGUUCGGAAGAGGUGUUUUAUUUCUUUUUACCUCUGAGCUUUUGGACAUGUUGUUGUUUCAUGGAAAAAAAACAUAACCAAAACAAAAAAAGAGUUACCUCUU
Solanum dulcamara is the source of this 1403-nucleotide messenger RNA. Its product is annotated as transcription factor MYB41-like. The coding region runs from base 146 to 1270 and encodes 374 amino acids. The transcript is spliced from 3 exons. Lineage: Eukaryota; Viridiplantae; Streptophyta; Magnoliopsida; Solanales; Solanaceae. The record is from RefSeq and is a predicted model, not a curated record.